This is a messenger RNA of Balaenoptera acutorostrata (minke whale), 4108 nucleotides long. It is a transcript of the gene KCNIP3, whose product is annotated as potassium voltage-gated channel interacting protein 3. The transcript is spliced from 10 exons. The record is from RefSeq and is a predicted model, not a curated record. Bases 90 to 932 code for a protein of 280 amino acids. Gene Ontology annotation, cellular component: voltage-gated potassium channel complex; nucleus. Gene Ontology annotation, molecular function: calcium ion binding; potassium channel regulator activity; DNA-binding transcription repressor activity, RNA polymerase II-specific. Gene Ontology annotation, biological process: negative regulation of transcription by RNA polymerase II; regulation of potassium ion transmembrane transport. Lineage: Eukaryota; Metazoa; Chordata; Mammalia; Artiodactyla; Balaenopteridae.
CAUGAAGCAGCUGCCAGCCCGGCCCGGCAGUCCUGUUCUCCUCGGCUGCGCAGUGGGGAAGCCGGCAACAGUUUCCUCCGGUGCCCAGGAUGCAGCGGGCCAAGACCCGGCGACUUGGAAGGAAGCUGAGACCUACCCUUGGACCCCACUGGCUGGGCAGGAGCUGCAAGUCUGGGGAGGUGAUGAAGGUGUCAGACGGCAGUCUCCUGGGGGACCCCGGGCGCACACCGCUGAGCAAGAAGGAGGGCGUUAAGUGGCAGCGGCCGAGGCUCACCCGCCAGGCACUGAUGCGGUGCUGCCUGGUGAAGUGGAUCCUGUCCAGCACAGCCCCGCAGGGCUCAGACAGCAGCGACAGUGAGCUGGAGCUGUCCACGGUGCGCCACCAGCCGGAGGGGCUGGACCAGCUGCAGGCACAGACCAAGUUCACCAAGAAGGAGCUACAGUCCCUCUACAGGGGCUUCAAGAAUGAGUGCCCCACGGGCCUGGUGGAUGAAGACACGUUCAAACUCAUUUACUCGCAGUUCUUCCCUCAAGGAGAUUCCACCACCUACGCGCACUUCCUCUUCAACGCCUUCGAUGCAGACGGGAACGGGGCCAUCCGCUUUGAGGACUUUGUGGUCGGUCUGUCCAUCCUCCUGCGAGGAACGGUCCAUGAGAAACUCAAGUGGGCCUUUAACCUUUACGACAUUAACAAGGACGGCUACAUCACCAAAGAGGAGAUGCUGGCCAUCAUGAAGUCCAUCUAUGACAUGAUGGGCCGCCACACCUUCCCCAUCCUGCGGGAGGACGCGCCCCUGGAGCACGUGGAGAGGUUCUUCCAGAAAAUGGACCGGAAUCAGGACGGGGUGGUGACCAUUGAUGAGUUCCUGGAGACCUGUCAGAAGGACGAGAGCAUCAUGAGCUCCAUGCAGCUGUUCGAGAACGUCAUCUAGGACGCGUGGGGGGGGAGGGGUGUCCCUGAGUGGCUGUUACCACCUCUGCCCCAAAGAUGCCGCCAGGAGCAGCCUCCAGGAGAAGCUUGUUUCUAAUGUAUUUGCACAAAGUGAAUAGUUUGCUGCAAACACACACACACACACACACGCACACACAUGCACAUCCUUCCUCUGGGCUCGCAGGUGCGGGGGGACAAAGGUUAGGGAGGGGCGGAGUCUGGCUGGGACCUGGGUCCAGGUGACGAGAGCCACACAGCUCCCACCAGCCCCCUCCCAGGCCUCCGGGUGGGCAGCUGAAAGAGCGGUGUCUUCAGGCCACUGGCCGCUGGGUGUUGCCUCCCCUGCCAAGGAGGGUCCAGUCUCCAGAGCAAAGGCUGCUCCCGUGGGAGCCCACUCGCCCCUCCUUUCUGCCACCCUUCUUUCCCACCACGCAGGGGCCAGGCUCCGGAGGCUGCUCUGGCCUUCUCGUUCCCCAAGCCACGCCCUGCCCACUGACUACACUUCCAGGAUGGCCCUGACCCCAGGACCCCGGAGGGGCAGCUGGGGGUCAAGGGAGUUCAGACUAGGAAAGAGGUGGUAAUUAGACAGAGGCAGCUGCUUCCUGGAAACGUUUCCCUGGGUCCCAGGACGCCUGCCAGCCCACUGAGCUGGUGGGAGCCCCGGUGGUGAGGGACCAGUGGGCUCUGUUCUCCUCCACCCCAGGAAGGGGGCUUUCUAGCUGGGGAUGGGGUCUCUUGGUGGGGAAUCUGAGGGGAACUGUCUGCCAACUCCACCUCCCCUCCCCCAGGCUGGCUCAGUGGGGACGCAGCAGGGGGUCUGCCCACACCCCUCAGGCACCCAGGUCAUCGUGGGUCCUGAGGAGAGGUCACAUGGCUCAAGGCCUGACCCCCAGGGAGCCCGGGUGGGCAGAGCAGGCCUGGGAAGGGACUUCUCCCUCCCUCUUUGCUGUUGGCCCCCGUCUCCCUGAGCCCAACAGCCUGGAUGAACCCCUUCUUCCUGGUUAGGGUCCUGGAGCCUUGUAGCCGUCCCUCCACACAGACUCACCCCAACCCCAUACAAGAAGCACAAACGCCCCCAGCAGCUCAGGCCGCAGCCCACGAGGGGAGCCCAGGCCCUCCUGCUGGGCUGAGGGCUGGGUGCCACCGGCCCCCAUGGGUGGCCCCAGGGUUCUGUGGAGAGUCCGUUCUGUGCCUCAGAGCAGUGGGGGGGCUUGAAGCCCACCCCCCGCCCAGCCCAGCUCACCAACGUUCAAAAGCACAAACCCUGGGGAUUCUGCUUGGCUGGGUUCUGCUCUGAGGAUGGAGGCUGGCGUCAGCCUGAAGCCAGCGCCAACAAUGAGGGCCAAGGGGCCAGAGGCCGGGUGGCAGGUCAACAGAAACUUCCAGGAGAGAGAGAGAGGCUGCUCCCGCCUGCCCAGGCCGCCCUGGCAAGAAACCCAGUCCCAGGCAGCACGGAGCAUCCCAGGAACAUUCCCAAAGCAUACAUUCCAUCGGCUGCCGCCCCAUCUCUGCUCAGGCCUGGCCCUAGGGUGAGCAGGGCCCUCAGAGGAAGGGCAGGGUGGCGGAGGCCGUGGAGAUCGGCCUGGCUCGGCCGCAGGGACCCCUUGGCACCUACACACAUGUGGUCCUCCCCCUUGGAGUUGCACUGACACCCAUCUCCAGUCUGACUGGGGGCUCCCUCUCCCCUCCUCCAGGAGGGCAUCAGCUUUCCCCGGCUCAGGGAUAUUCUCCCCCAUCCCCAUGCCCACCCCCUCAGCCCAGCCCUCCCAGCUGGUGUGGCUUUGCUUCUCAGGGGCCAAGGCCAAAGGAGAGGGUCACCACCAUGCCCUGCCCGCCCCGGCCUUGGGCCAGACUGGCUGCACGUCCAACCCGGAGGGGUCUGGCUCCCACUCUGGGAUGCGAACCGGCCGCAUGUCUGCAUGGCAGAAGUGUCUCCCUUGGACGCAGCCUAGGAGGGUGGUUCCUGUUCUCAGCGCCCACCAAUAUUCAGUCCUGUAUAUUUUAAUAAAAUAAACUUGACAAAGGAGAGGGACUCUUGUUGGCUUUAUCCCGACUCUGAAAUUUGGUCCAGCCCCUCCCAUCCCUGCUAUGAGCCAUGGCUUCUGCCCAGUGCCACGCUGGUAAAUGUUUAACAUUCCCCGAAUUGUAGCGUUUGCCGAUUUCCACACUCAAUUUCAAGUUCCCACUGUGCCGUCAGUGAAGGCGGAGCCGAGAAGAGAUGCCCGCGGUUGGGAAGCCUUUAUGAGAAGCUCCAGCCCUGCAGCCUGUACACAGAGCCGCGAGGUAGGGUAACUCCUUGAGAUGCCAUUUGUAUUUCGUUCCCAAGUCAUUUCUCUCUGCCAGUUCCAGGAGGUCAUUUCUGCGUGUCCCCUUGGCUGGAGGGUGCAGGUCACAGGGCAGAAGCAGAAUUUGCCUGAAGACAUCUUCCUUUCCUGGGUCAGUGAGGGUUAUGCUAGAGGAGGGGCAAGAAGUGAGAAGCUGAGGGGAGGAGAGGAAGGGGUUCCCCAACUCAGGGAUGGGGAGACGGAGGUUCUGGGGGGUCUGCUAGUGCUUCAAGGGCCAGCCCCCAGGCCAUGUGACGUCACCUCCACCGUUUGGCUGAUGGGUGUGUCAUCAGUAACCGGGAGGAUAGAUGGCGGGAGCCCCCUUCCACCACCAAACACACCGAAGGCUCCAGUCUACUGGAGCCCCAGGGCCUUGGCACAAUCCAGGCAAGGGAGCCCUGACCUUGCUGCCUGGGAUGGGAUGUCCUGCGUUUGCAUGGGCUGGCCACUGUGCUGAGAACGUUUGUCGUGGUCACAGCCUGUUGGGCACAGCCGGGAAAGCUGGGCUGAAAGAUGUUGGGGCCCCUCAGCCAUUAAAGAGUGGAGCCAGGACUUGGACCCAGGCAGGUGGCUACAGGCCAGGUGUCAGCACUGCACUGCCCAUUUCAUGAUGGAGCUUUCUAUUUCAUCUUCAGCAUGUCUUUACCUGGCUGAGCCUCAGUUGCCUUAUCUGUAAAAUGAGCAGAAGAACAAUCUCUAAUAGGAUUGUUCUGAUGAUUGAUUAUGAUUAUUUACUAGCUUCUUAAUAAACAUGAGCAUCCUUCCUUCUUAUCCCACUGAAGUUUUCAUGCAUAUUUUCCCCUCUCUAUAGAAGGGUGAUUCAUAUCAAUAAGCCACCAGAGAAAGGACAGAC